AUGCCCGAGUCCCAAGGCAAUAUCAAUGGCUCCGAUGAGCCCAACACAGUCGCAUUCGGCAAAUGGGACUCCUUCGCUUGGGAGGCCUUCCCUGAAUGGGAGGGCACCAAAGCUAUCAUGUUCCGUUCUGCAGAUGGCAAGCGCGUCGCUGGCGCUUUCCGUGAGUCUGCCACCGCCACUAUAACAUAUCCCUGUGACGAAUUCAGUUAUGUGACGGCAGGAUGGAUCAAGGCCCGUGUUCAUGGCGGCGAAACAUUCACCCUCAAGACCGGAGACUGUGUCUACUUUACCAAGGGCCAGACGGUGGAUUUUGAGUGCAGCGAGGACUAUGCCAAUGUCUCUGCCUUUUUCGGUACUGAGCCUGUUACUAUUGUUUGA
Molecule: messenger RNA, 378 nt
Organism: Penicillium concentricum
Lineage: Eukaryota; Fungi; Ascomycota; Eurotiomycetes; Eurotiales; Aspergillaceae
Exons: 1
Coding region: 1-378 (125 amino acids)
Source: RefSeq, a predicted model, not a curated record